AUGUUCAACUGGGCAAAGCAGCAGCUGGCCAACGUCGCCGGCACCCAAGAGCCCAUCUACGGCCCGACCGCCAUUAAAUCGGUCGCCCAGGAGGCAAAAGAGACCGGCACGCCGUAUUCCGAACUGACCAGAGCCGAUCACAAGUGGCUGGCGCUGGACAAGACUUGCGUCGAGAACCAGGUCUUUUACUUCUUCACCGAGGAUGGCACCAUCGCCUUUGUCCAGGUCAUCUAUAGCAACGUUGCCGGCCUUCGAGUGACCUGCCAAUUCAACGCAAAGAUCUUCUCCCGUGACCCGGCCAAGCCGCAUCUUUGGUGCUCAAACCCGCUCAAGAACGUCGCCUUCAACGAGGAAAGAACCUCUUUCUACGCCGAUGACUGCGCUGUCGAGCUGUCCGAGGAUGGCAACUCCUACACAAUCAAGAGCAUGAAUGACGAGAGGGCACUGGUCAACCUCAAGGUUACCCGAGCAGCGCCCGGUUUCCAGGCCGGAAAGACGGGCACGACGCUGUUCGGCACAGACCUCAAAGACCCCUGGGGACAGAUGCGCCACGCAUUCUGGCCCCGCUGCACCUCUGAGGGCACCAUCACCACCAAAGACGGCGACGUCAACUUGAAGGGCCAGGCCAUCUACAUCUACGCCCUGCAGGGCAUGAAGCCGCACCACGCCGCCGCGAGGUGGAAUUUUGCCAACUUCCUGGGCCCUAACCACUCUGCCAUCAUGAUGGAGUUUGUCACACCUCCCUCUUACGGCAACACGACUGUCAAUGUUGGCGCCAUCGUCAAGGAUGGAGAGAUAAUCGCCGUCAGUUCCGAGAACAACAAAGUCACGCAUAAGGCCUCUAAGAAAGACACUGCCAAUGACUGGCCCGAGCCUACCCAGGCCGAAUACGACUGGACAGCAUCUACCAAGGACGGCAAACCGGUCAAGGCCGUGAUUGAUGCCACCUUGGGAGACCGUGUCGACAGGAUUGACGUCAUGGCCGAAGUGCCCGGAUUCGUCAAGACCAUUGUCAAGGCGGCUGCCGGAACGAAGCCCUACAUCUACCAAUACGCUGCCAAGACCACCCUGAAACUCAAGGUUGGCGAUGAGGAGAUUUCGGAAGACGGCCAGCUCUUCUGCGAAGCCACUUUUAUUACUGAUCUCGCGAACUAA
This is a messenger RNA of Trichoderma gamsii, 1155 nucleotides long. RefSeq names its product survival factor 1. Gene Ontology annotation, biological process: response to oxidative stress. The transcript is spliced from 4 exons. NCBI's taxonomy places the organism in Eukaryota, Fungi, Ascomycota, Sordariomycetes, Hypocreales, Hypocreaceae. Bases 1 to 1155 code for a protein of 384 amino acids. The record is from RefSeq and is a predicted model, not a curated record. Gene Ontology annotation, cellular component: cytoplasm.